AUGUCCGACGCCUACGCACGUGAAGAACAAAACAAUGACCUCCUCUCAUCUCUGUCCCAGAAAACCUCGGCCUUGAAACACAUCACCCUCGAUAUCUACGACAAUGCCCGCUCCCAGGAGACCCUGGACCAUACAAACGAAGUGUUCAGCAACAUGGGCACCAGUAUCCGCGGGUCUGCGGGCCGGAUGACGCGCAUGGCCAGACAAGGGGAUAAGACUGCCGUGCUGAAGUUGGCAGGGAUCCUGAUCGUCGCGGUAUUGCUGGUUUAUUGGAUUGGAGGGUGGAUUCUGGGACUGAUCUUUGGUCGGUAG
Molecule: messenger RNA, 312 nt
Organism: Capronia coronata CBS 617.96
Lineage: Eukaryota; Fungi; Ascomycota; Eurotiomycetes; Chaetothyriales; Herpotrichiellaceae
Product: blocked early in transport 1
Exons: 2
Coding region: 1-312 (103 amino acids)
Biological process (GO): intra-Golgi vesicle-mediated transport
Source: RefSeq, a predicted model, not a curated record